Messenger RNA from Pocillopora meandrina, 909 nucleotides. Lineage: Eukaryota; Metazoa; Cnidaria; Anthozoa; Scleractinia; Pocilloporidae. The record is from the annotation of a GenBank genome assembly.
AUGGCUAAUCAAACAGAAUCGACGACAAAACCGCUCAGCGAAGCAAUACCUUUGGGUAUCCUUGGCGUUUUAAUUACGUUGGAAAAUCUCCUGGUCUGCUUUCUGGUGUAUCGCUUCCGCAAAUUGCGAACUUUCACAAACGGUUUUAUAGUGUCUUUGGCCCUUUCAGAUAUCCUCUUUGGUGCUGUGUUAAUUCCAGUGGACAUAGCGGACCAAUCCAACCCUGCCAAUGGAUAUCUGGUGUCGCUUAUUCUUUUCGCGAACGUUACCAAUUUGUUUGCGGUAACGCUGGACCGCUAUUUGGCCGUUAUGAACUCGCUGCGAUAUUCUUACACGAUGACUAGACAUUUUGUCAAAAUCUUGCUCACGGCCUGGAUUUUACCCAUUCCACUGAGCCUUCUACCGUUGAUCUGGGACAACGAGAAAGGUACAACUGCAGAAAAAGUCUAUCUGUUCUUCAUUGUAAGCGGUGUUGUAGUUCCUUACAUUUUCAUCCUGUUCGCCUACAUCAAGAUCUUCCGUGAAGUCGCGCGACAGGUAAAGAACCUUGCAAAACUUGCAACUUACGAUAAUCAACAACAGACUGCUCGCGAAGGUAAACGAGUCACUGGCGAGGGGCGCGUCGCUAGAGUUUUUGCUAUGAUAGCAGGUAUCUUCGUUAUAAGCUGGAUGCCUGUGUUCUUCAUGACCGCCGCGGAUGCUUUACAAAGAGACGAUAUCAUUCCACCUGUACUCGGGACAGUUUCGUGGUACACCAUGACAGCAGGGUCGCUGUUGAACGCCGCGGUGUAUGCGUUUUUCAAGCGCGACUUCAGGAACGCGUUUCUGCGUCUUUCCCGAUGCCGCACGGUUUCUUUUGGUCGACAUGGUUCUGAGGAGGCUAUCACUGAAAGCAAAUCACUGAAUUGA